Molecule: messenger RNA, 1119 nt
Organism: Caretta caretta (loggerhead turtle)
Lineage: Eukaryota; Metazoa; Chordata; Testudines; Cheloniidae
Gene: IFT20
Product: intraflagellar transport 20
Biological process (GO): cilium assembly; protein localization to cilium
Cellular component (GO): non-motile cilium; intraciliary transport particle; cytoplasm
Source: RefSeq, a predicted model, not a curated record
GCCCCCCCGGACUGGCCACGCUUCCCAGCAUGCCGUGGGGCGCCUCCCACGCGCCAGCGCUGCCUGGAGCCGCCCCUCGCGGGGGGCCGAAACCCGGCACCGAACAGCGCCCGCAAGGCGCGGGGCCCGCUCCGGAGCGCGGGGCCGGGUGGGGCAGGGGCGAGAGCCGGGCGCGGGAGGAGUCCCCGGGCUGGGCCCCGCGAACCCCGCGGCCGGAGCGCGCCCCGCCCCCGUGCCACGUGCUGUCCCCCUGUGGGGCCUACAGCUCCCAGGAUGCACCGGGCCUCCCCCCCACCCGCCUGAAUGCAGCUUAUUCUGCGUUGUAUCCUGAAGCGAGACAGAGAUGGCCAAAGGCAUUCUAGGAGAUGCAAGUCUUCACUUUGAUGAGCUGAAUAAACUACGAAUUUUGGACCCUGAGGUUGCACAACAAACAAUUGAACUCAAAGAGGAAUGCAAAGCUUUUGUGGACAAAAUUGCAGAGUUUCAGAAAAUAGUGGGUAGCUUAAUAGAACUUGUUGAUCAACUAGCAAAAGCAGCUGAAAAUGAGAAGAUGAAGGCAAUUGGUGCCCGAAACUUGCUAAAGUCUAUAGCGAAGCAAAGAGAGGCUCAGCAGCAGCAGCUUCAGGCUUUAAUAACCGAGAAGAAAAUGCAGUUGGAAAGAUACCGAGUAGAGUAUGAGACCCUGUGUAAAAUAGAAGCUGACCAGAGUGAAUUCAUUGACCAAUUCAUUUUUCAGAAAUAAAGGAUUUAAGACCAACAUCAGCAGACUUGGCAAACUUGUACCUUUCCAGUAUCCUGAUGGUUCUCAAAUGUGCAGUUUUGUAUUGUGUACCAGUGAGCAAAGCAGCGUGGGUAAGGGCAAAACAAAAAAUGAGUUUAACGUCACUCUGUGAACUUACAUGAAAAUGGCAGAAAGGAGGGGUUUUCCGCAGAUGUGUAAAUAAGAAGAGUUCUAACCUGUCUCUUGUUUUUAAAAAAUUUGUACGGUCCCCGUAGUUUGAAUUCAUUUAAUCUUCGAAUGGACACUACUGUUGCUAUAUUACAUGGCUCCUUUGUUCGUUUGUUUUUGUUUGUUUACAAUACUUUCUGAGAUCAGGAAAUAAAUUAUUGUUUUUAGAA